CGUCACACAAAAUUGUAAAUUACAAAUUUUCAUUAAUUGGCCUGAAAAUGGUCAAAUUACUUAUUUUGUAGGCUGCAGAUAAUGGAAUUGCCAAGCAUGGGAGAACGAGUAUUUGCAGCAGAAUGUAUUCAAAAGAAACGAAUAAGAAAGGGCAAGGCCGAGUACUUCGUGAAGUGGAAAGGAUGGUCAACCAAAAACAAUACGUGGGAACCAGAGAGCAACAUUCUCGACAAACGUCUCAUUGAAGCUUUCAACAGAAGAAAUCCAGAUGGCGGCCAGAAAAAGAGAGGUCCCAAACCUAAGGUUGCCAGACAGCAGUCCUCUACAGCUCGUGACGAUUCCUCUGAUUCAGAAGAUGAGUCUAAUAAACCCCGGAAGAAGGGUAGAUCUCAGUCAAAAGACAGUGUGUCUGACUCAGACAGUGACGAUUCUACAAACCCUUCGAAAUCUGACGACUCAUUGUCCGAUAGUUCUCGAGAAUUGAAAACUGAAGGUAAAUCGAGUAUCGAGGGUGACACAACUGAUGAAGAACCUCAAGAUCAUAAGAAAUCACGCGAUCAUGUGGCCACUGAUUCGUCAAGUGGUUCCGCUACACCUCCUCCUCCCAAACUGACGCCAGUUCGGAAGAGAGGUAGGCCUCCGGGGUCUUUAAAUAAACCAAAGAACUUUAUACCGCAUUUGCAUAAUGUUAUAAAACAGCGCGGUAAAGUAGGUAGACCGAAAGGCGUUGGCAGGGGUCGACCGUUCAAGCGUGGAAUCGGUAGGGGUUUGAUGGGCAGAGGGUCUACUGCAGCGAAAGCUGCGAGUCUAUUAAAAAAUAUAGGACGAGGAAUCUCAAAAUCACCUUCAAAAUCGUUAUCCCGUGGUCGAGGUAGCGGUUUGAGAGGACGGGGGAUGCACAGUAGUGUGUUGAAUAAAAUCAAAAUGAAAUCUGGGAAAUCCCCGGGUCGACCAAAAAAAUCUUCUAGUGAUUCUCAAUCAGCCAAUGGAAAUACUCAAAAGACUAUAAGCUCACCUACAAAGGACUUUAAAUCCAUGAAAUUCUUUUCUUCCCAAAGUAAAAAUGAUAAAUCCAACUCGGUUAGUGACCACCGAACGUGGGAAAAUUUAGGAUCUCUACAAGGUGUCAGUAUUUUAGAACAUGAACCAGAUUCCAUGGACGACGAUUACGAAGAGGAUGAUUAUGGAACAGAUAACUACGCCAAUGGUGAAAGUGACUCCUAUCUGGAAAAAUCAGUGGAUGUACGCAAUUACUGGAAACCGCCAUCUAAUGCUAAAUCUCUUAUGGACAAAGUGUGUAUAACUGACGUGACUACUCAUUCGGGAGAAACCAUUACUUUCCGUGAGUGUCCAUCUAACACAGGAUUUUUCAAGACAGAAAAUGGAUGAAUGUUUAGUAGUUCUCCCAUAUCAUCAUUUCAUGUAGUUUUUACGCAAUCUUGUUAGGGACCUGGCAGUUUUGUUCCUCGCUCUUUGAAAUUGCUGAAGAAAAGAACAUGUUUUUUUUUAAAUUCUCGGCUUUUUUAGUUUAUUUUAUGUGAGAAGCGAAAAUGAUAUCUCGCAUCAUUUUAUGGAAUUCGAGGAGAAACUGAUGGGUUUACUUUGUUAACAGUUAAUUUAAUCUAUUGCACAGAAAAAAAGAUGCGUGAAUGUAACAAAGAAAUCUCCAACUUUUUCCUUUGCAAUUUCAAGAGGCCAGGGAUGAGUCACGAUACCUUGAUGUCCCAAACCGGAUUCCAAAAAAUUGUCCUAGUGACCAACUUCCUUCUGUGUUCAUUCAUUUCGAUUCCUUCAUCGACAUCUAUUUAUUUCCAUGCUGUUAGGACAUUUGUUAAAGAGAUUGUUUGCUGAUUUAGAUUAUUGUUUAAAGGGGCACAAUACACGUUUAUGCAAAUUUUAUUUUUUUAUUUCGAUGCAUUAUUACUAUGUUUAACUCAUUUGAAACCUUUUUAACUGGGGAUCUGUGGCCAUGAAGUUGUUACUUGAAAACCCCCAUUUAUGCACCAGUCAUAUGUAACCACGGCCCCCAAAGGUCAGGGGGUAUACCGGGGAAAUAGGCCAUGUUUUUAUCUUCUCAGUGGCCCUGCAGUGCCAGGUGAAUGCGGUGGUUUUGUCUUUGCGCUAAAUAAAGUGGGGAAUGGGACUUACCGAGGGUCCCUGAGGUGUGAGGGCAUUAGGCAGGGAUUUUAUCAUUAGUUCAUCCCAGCAGGGCGAGGAUUUACCAUCAGUUCAUCCCAGCAGGACAGGGAUUUUACCCAGGCUUGGCUUGACCGAAAGUCAAAGUCUCCACUAUUCCCCGAACCUGGAGGGGGGGGGGGGGGGGGAGCAUGGUUACAAUUAACUAGUGCAUUAAUUUUAUAACGCAUUAAAAUAGAAAAUAAAAUAAAAAUAUUUUGCAUCAAUCUGUAUAGUGCCCGUUUAAAAAGGUGUAAUGUGUAUUUCAAAGAAAGUCGAUGUAUAUGUAGUAUGUGAUAGGGUAGACUUGGUGUUGUUGACAGCAUUAUUGUGCAAAUCUUUGACACUGACCACAACUUGACAACUGCUCAAGCUAUUCAUAUAAACUUAUAAACUCAUAUAAAACGGAUUAACUCUGGCUUUGGUAAUUGUUGAGUUAUGCCCCUUUCUUCAAACAAUAAGAAAACCAGACAAGCCUUGCUUUUCGCUCCAUGGGCUCUUGGGUUUAUCUGUGUUAUAAAUGUGAGAUAUUUUAAGUCAGAAAAAUUGUGUACAAUCCAUCCUAAAACUGCCUUUAAAAUUUGUAAAUGCUGACAUGAUUAUGAUGGGGCUUAAAGAAAAAUGUUUGUUUCCGGUUUACCGACCUAGACUAUUUUAGGCCCCACCUUUGACAUUUCUAUCAUUUGUUUGAUUUUUUUCUUAAGUUAACAAUGAACUGUUUUUAACAAUACCAGUUAUGAUUGUAUAGGUGUUUUUAAGCAUAUAAUUCAUCGUUUGGGGUAGCAGAAAAAUCCCAAAGAUAAUUUUCCUAAUAAAAAGAAAGAAAAAAAGAUUUUCUGACCUACCUACCCUUUUUUAUGCCUAAAAUGAAUAUAAGCUGAUUGAUGAAUAGGUUUGCUUAUACUAACUGUUAGACUGAGAAGUAAAUGUUUUACUAAAACUUUUCCAAUAAACAUGUAUUAACAUGAUUUGGAGAAUAUUCGUUAUUAUAUACCUUAUUCAUUUUUUGUUUUGGUUGAAUUAAUUAUAUGUAACCUACAGAACUAACAAUUUUCUAAAC
Mya arenaria is the source of this 3235-nucleotide messenger RNA. Its product is annotated as E3 SUMO-protein ligase CBX4-like. The record is from RefSeq and is a predicted model, not a curated record. NCBI's taxonomy places the organism in Eukaryota, Metazoa, Mollusca, Bivalvia, Myida, Myidae. Bases 82 to 1389 code for a protein of 435 amino acids. The transcript is spliced from 5 exons.